UCAGGAUAUUGGAUGAGGUGAAAUUGGGAUGUGAUCCGUGAAAAAAGAAAGGGCAAAACAUGAUGAUUCUGAAAUGUUAUCGAACUAAAAGCUUCUUAUCAUCAGAUGGGACCAAUCAAGAGUGGCCUCUGGUUAGGUUCGUUCAUCUUCUCAUGCGUCUGUGCUCUUUUCCUAGUCCACUAUCAAAGAGCUCCAGAUAACAGCCAUUCACAAAAGCCCUAUCAGACAAACCCCGCACCUACAGACCCCGACCAGGGGGAGUUCUGGGGGGGGGGACGGGACAACAAGGAGGAGCAAAUGCUUCAUGGGAGUGUGAGAAUACAGGAAGGGACCGAAUGACAGACGAGGAGUAGGGAGGGGUGAGAAACUGAGAGAGAGAUUUCUGUGAACCUCCUGGAGGUAGGAGAUCACAUCAGAAGACAGAAUGCCAAGAACAGGGUCAUUUUGACGCACAUUCCCACGAAACGCAGGAGGAAUAAGUGCUGCCAUGAUAAUCAUUCCCAAAUGGGAUUAAUCUCAGCAUCAAAAGCUUCACAGACUUGUUCCUCAACCUAAAUCCACAACUUCAUGCUUUCUUCUCCGGUCUUGAGUGGAGUUCUGUUGGGCGAGAGGCAUCCAUGCACAUUCACUGAGCAGCAUGUUCCAUGAGGAGUACCAUGAGGAGAUGGACAGUGAGUAACAGUGUGUCUGCAUGCUGGUCGGUGUGUGUCGUUUAUCUUCUCGCCGUCUCCGUGACCUUCGCGUCCAGCGUCACCUGCCGCAGCGCAUGUCCCGUGCAUCGGGCGCUCAGGGUCGCCAACUCCUCAUCCGCCUCCGCCCCUGCAUCCACCUCCACCUCCGGCCGGCAUGUGCGCAGCUACGUGCACCUCCAGGGAGACGUGCGCCAGAGGAAACUCUUCUCCUUCCAGAAGUUCUUCCUUAGGAUCGGGAGAGACGGGAGAGUCAACGGCACCAAGACCAAAGACGAUCCCUGCAGUAUUCUCGAGAUCACAUCAGUGGAUGUUGGGAUCGUUGCCAUCAGAGGAAUCAGCAGUAACCUUUACCUGGCUAUCAGUAAGAAGGGAGAACUGUAUGGAGCCAGAAAUUAUGGUUUAAACUGCCGUCUGAAGGAGCGCAUUGAGGAGAAUGGGUAUAACACAUACGCAUCCGCUGAAUGGAGGAACAAGAAGCGCCAGAUGUUUGUAGGUCUGAGCGCUCAUGGAAGGCCUCUGCGCGGGAGAAAAACCCGCAGGAAGAACACCGCUACACACUUCUUACCCAUACUGGUUUGACUUUCAUUCAUAAUGCUGAUGGGAUAGAGAGAGAUCGAGAGAAAGACUGAACACAUGCGACUCUCUCUAGCGGCUCCGCUCCUUUGAGCUCUUUGAUUCAUGGCACUAGAUGAAAUGUUAUCCUCAUGCUGGUCGACAUUAAAUAGUAAACAUGCUCAAAAGAGCAAAGUUUAUGAAUACAAGCUUUUAUUUCCAUUGUACAUCAUUCCAAUAAUCUAAGACUAGGGAUUAUGUGUGCAAGAGUUUUCUCUUUAAUAGGAUCAUGUGCGUAAGAACAUCUGCUUUCAUUUUUUUCUGAUGGAUAUGAUUAUCUUGUAGAGGCUCUGAAGCUUAAUGCAUCACACAGAGAAAGAGAGAGUGAGGAUGUAUAUGGCAAAUUUGUAUCUUCUGAAAACUGUUUUGGACUGCUUUGAAAUAAAUAAGUUAUUUAUUUGUAUUGUAUUUAAAUAAAAUACUCUAAAAAACAUUUAAAGCAUAUUAAAUGGAUAACCUCUAAUCCUGUGAAAUAAAGUAUAUUUUGUUAUCCUCCUGCAAA
This is a messenger RNA of Carassius gibelio (silver crucian carp), 1806 nucleotides long. RefSeq names its product fibroblast growth factor 10-like. The transcript has 3 exons. Gene Ontology annotation, molecular function: growth factor activity; type 2 fibroblast growth factor receptor binding; chemoattractant activity. Bases 645 to 1271 code for a protein of 208 amino acids. Gene Ontology annotation, cellular component: cytoplasm. NCBI's taxonomy places the organism in Eukaryota, Metazoa, Chordata, Actinopteri, Cypriniformes, Cyprinidae. The record is from RefSeq and is a predicted model, not a curated record. Gene Ontology annotation, biological process: positive regulation of protein phosphorylation; cell differentiation; fibroblast growth factor receptor signaling pathway.